Diaporthe amygdali is the source of this 1527-nucleotide messenger RNA. Its product is annotated as fad monooxygenase. The transcript is spliced from 5 exons. NCBI's taxonomy places the organism in Eukaryota, Fungi, Ascomycota, Sordariomycetes, Diaporthales, Diaporthaceae. Gene Ontology annotation, molecular function: FAD binding. The coding region runs from base 1 to 1527 and encodes 508 amino acids. The record is from RefSeq and is a predicted model, not a curated record.
AUGGAGGAGCACGUUGAUCUUGUGGUCGUCGGCGGUGGUCCAACUGGCCUUCUCUCAGCCCUUUUGGCCCGUCGUCUUGGUCUCACAGUCAGCAUAGUUGACGCAAAAUCUGGGCCACUGGACUUGGGAAGAGCAGAUGCUCUCAAUGCUCGGACUCAGCAAUAUUUCGAGGUGGUUGGCAUAUUGGACGAGCUGAUCCCUCAAAGUUUGAAAUGCAACACGAGCUCGACGUUUGGCGAUGGCCAAUGGAAAUCCCGCCAGAACAAGUGGUGGGUGAGCCUUGAGCAUUGCCUGCACAAGAAUUUCCUUAUGAUCGGCCAGCCAGUGGUGGAGAGGAUCAUGACCGAGCGCCUCAAGGAGCUCAAGACUAGUGUACACUACAGCGAGAACGUUUGCGGCAUCGAGGAGUCGGACGACAGUGUCUCCGUGACUACCGAUCUGGGCCGCAAGAUCCACGCAAAGUACGCUCUUGCUGCCGAUGGCGCCCGCUCCACAAUCCGGAAUGCACUCGGCAUCAGCUUCACCGGCACAAAGCCCGAAAUGCUCUGGGCAGUCCUCGACACCUUCAUCGAGACUGACUUCCCUGUGUCGCCAGAGAUUGUGACCUUCGAGCUCAAUGGUCAGGCUCGCGUUUCCUGGAUUCCAAGGGAGCGUGGCAUGGCUCGGUUCUACGUCCUCCUUGAAGGUGAAGUGACCCAGGAGAGGGCGGAAAAUAGUAUCCGGGAGCAUCUUGCACCACACAAAGUGGAGUUCAAGAAGACGGAGUGGUUCAGCACAUUUGAUGUCAAAGAGAGGAUCGCAGGCACCUUUGUCACAAAGGAAGGCCAAGGGCGCAUCUUGCUUGCGGGAGACGCCGCACACGUGCAUUCGGUCAACGGCGGCCAAGGGCUGAAUACCGGCAUUGCAGAUUCGUUCGCACUAAGCUGGCGAGUAGCAAUGGCUGUCAAAAACAAGGGGCUGACCCCUGACGGCGCUCUGAAGCUUAUCCGCAGCUACGAUACGGAAAGAAGGACAGUUGCCCAGAACGUUAUUGACGUUGCAGCGGCCCUGGUCCGAGACACCGUCCGAACUGCCACAAAGUAUGUCUCGACGAUCGAGAAGAAUGCUGGCUACAUCACAGGAAUGGGUGUCUCCUACGACGAGGUCGGGUCAGAGCUUAUCCAGGUCUCCAGCAGGGGCCUGUGGAUAGCUGGGAAACGAUGCCCUGACUUUGAGCUUACGCCAGCUACCGACGGCUCAAAGGAGGCCAGUCGUUUGUAUUCCAUGGUUGAGUACGGCAAGUAUCUAAUUUUUGCCAUCGGGAGACCGCUUGACCCCCACAUCACAUCCAGCUUCAAGGAUGUUUCCAGAGUUCUUACGUUGCUCCCUGCAAGCUCUGGUGUGACGCAACCAACCGAGGAUGUAUUCAAGUCGGAGCUGAUCGGGCCCGACGAGUCAUUCACUGUCGUCAUUCGGCCGGACAUGUAUAUUGGUUACGUCGGAGAUGAACAAGGCUGGAAAGACUAUAUGUCAAGGGUGUUUGCUUAG